This is a messenger RNA of Neoarthrinium moseri, 1326 nucleotides long. RefSeq lists its product as uncharacterized. The transcript has 4 exons. The coding region runs from base 1 to 1326 and encodes 441 amino acids. Gene Ontology annotation, molecular function: L-rhamnonate dehydratase activity; magnesium ion binding. The record is from RefSeq and is a predicted model, not a curated record. Gene Ontology annotation, biological process: carbohydrate catabolic process. NCBI's taxonomy places the organism in Eukaryota, Fungi, Ascomycota, Sordariomycetes, Amphisphaeriales, Apiosporaceae.
AUGGCUGCAAGGGACUUCCCAACGAUCAAGGCCAUUCGCUCCUUUAUUAUCGGCGGCGUAGGCUCCGGUGGUGAUUAUCACAACGUCAAGGGCGGUCACUGGCUCAUUGACUCCGACAUUUCGACACCCUGCUCAAUUUGGGACCAAUACAAGAAGUCGCGGACAAGCUGGGGUAUCAAUGUUUUGGGCUCGUUCCUCGUGGAGAUCGAGGCUACAGAUGGCACCGUGGGUUUCGCAACGGGCUUUGGAGGCCCCCCAGGCUGCUGGCUGGUUCACCAGCACUUUGAACGAUUCUUGAUCGGCGCCGACCCGAGGAACACAAACCUUCUGUUCGAGCAGAUGUACAGAGCCUCCAUGUUCUACGGCCGCAAAGGUCUGCCUGUCGCCGUUAUCUCUGUUAUUGACUUGGCCUUGUGGGAUCUGCUGGGCAAGAUCAGAAACGAGCCGGUGUAUAAGCUUAUCGGUGGCGCUGCGAGGGAACGCCUCAACUUUUACUGCACCGGGCCUGAGCCGACAGCGGCCAAGGACAUGGGUUUCUGGGGAGCCAAGGUGCCUUUGCCCUACUGCCCAGAAGAUGGUCAUGAGGGUAUGAGGAAGAACAUUGCUUUCUUGCGUAAGCACAGAGAAAGUGUCGGACCGGACUUCCCUCUCAUGGUUGACUGCUACAUGAGCUUAAACGUCUCCUACACAAUCGAGAUCGCCGAGAAGUGCAAAGAUCUCAACAUCAACUGGUGGGAGGAAUGCUUGAGCCCCGAUGACACGGACGGCUUCGAGCAGAUCAAGCGGGCACACCCUACUCUCAAGUUCACAACCGGAGAGCACGAGUACUCGAGAUACGGCUUCCGCAAGCUGGUCGAGGGCCGGAACCUGGACAUCAUUCAGCCCGAUGUUAUGUGGCUUGGUGGAAUGACCGAGCUGUUGAAGGUGUCAGCCCUGGCCGCAGCAUAUGAUAUCCCUGUCGUUCCUCACGCGAGUGGUCCCUACAGCUACCAUUUCGUCAUUUCGCAACCAAACACGCCGUUCCAGGAGUACCUGGCCAACUCUCCUGAUGGAAAGAGCGUACUUCCAGUCUUCGGUGACCUGUUCAUUGAUGAACCCAUCCCAACCAAGGGCUUCCUGACCACAGCAGACCUCGACAAGCCUGGAUUCGGUCUCACCCUUAACCCCGCUGCGAGGGCCAAGUUGAUCCCAUCCGAUUACCUUCUGACGCCUCCCCCAGUUGCUGCUCUCAAGCCCGCAGAGCAGAAGGAGGAAUCGAAACCGAACGGAGAGCCGUCCAUUAUCGAGAAACUUACAGAGGGCGUGAAGGACAUGAACGCUGCUUAG